GCAGAGAGAGAGAGAGAGAGCUCCUCUGCUGCCCUUUAGUGAAGGUUCUCUUUUAUUUUUUUUCUUUUUUAUUAUCUUCAUCACCAUUUCUCUUACUACUUUUAUAUAUUCAACCAAAAAAAAAAAAAACUAACACCACAUUGGAAAAAAAAUUUACUUCCAAUCAAAGAGGCUUCGUGGAGAGAACCAUCGUUUAUAGACAGAGAGACACUAAAAUUCCACUCUAGUCUCUUAACGUAACCACUUUUGAUGCCUUAAUCCUGCACUUCGAUCUUCUCUCUUUAGAACACGUUAAUAAAAAAUGUGUCUUUUGAUUUUGUCUCUCUGAUUUUUUGCUGUCCUUUUUUCUUCUUGGUAUUGUGAGAGCACAUUUCUGGGUUUAUUUAGUGAGAUGAUUCGUGGGUUUACUUGAUUUUGUUGAUGGGUCGGUGAUGAUUUUGGGUUGUUUUGGUGUAAUCAUUCGUGGGCCCGCUGUGAAUUUGUUUGCUUGGAGGAGUUUUGAGGUGAAAAGUUGCUGAUUUGGGGUUUUGUGGAGGAUUUGAGGCUAAAGGUUGGGGCUUUUUUUCUUUGGGAUAAAAUCUCUGGUUGGUGUGGUUUCAUGGUGGGUUGAUAAAAAUUGGUGCUGUGUUGAUUCAAUCUUUCCAGGUUUAUGGUAUAUUUGCUUGUUUUGCAGAUUUCAGUGGGCUGGUAAUAAGUUAGGAAUAAAGCUCUAACAAUUGGAAAUCCCCCUUUGGGUUCUAAGGGAUUGAAUUGAAUCAUUUUCGUACGGUCAAAUGGUUUUGGGGAUUUUUUUAUUUAGAUUAUCUCUUAGUAUUGGCGUUUCUUGUUGGAUUUUAUUUUGAGGUGUAUAAUUCUGCUCUAAAGAUAAGAUGAGUUCAAGCAUCACAGAAGGUUUGGUAAAUCAGACCAGGCUUGUAGUUCAUAUAGCAGAAAAUGGCCAUUCACUUGAACUUUAUUGUGAUGAAACAACGCUUGUGGAGAGGGUAAUGCGUUAUAUCGAUUCAGUUGCUGGGAUUAACUUCAAUGACCAGCUUGUUCUGUGUUUGGAAAAGAAACUUGAACCUCAGCAGCCGCUUUCUGCCUACAAGCUUCCAUCUAGCGAUGGGGAAGUGUUUAUAUUUAACAGAGCAAGGAUGCAAACCAAUACCCUUCCCCCUCCACUCGAACAAAUUGAUCUACUUGAAAUUGCAGACCCUCCACCACCACCUUCUUCGCAUGACCCCCAUCCUUUAGAUGAUGCUCCAGACCCAGCUUUGAGGGUUUUGCCUUCUUAUGAGAAACAAUUUAGAUACCAUUACCAGAGGGGCUAUGCAAUUUAUAGUAGAACCCAAGUAAAGCAUGAACAUUGCCUGAAGUUAUUGACGGAGCAAAAGGUUCAGGAGAGGGCAAUGGAGGUUGCUAGGAUUAACGUGCAUCAAUUCUACAGGGCAAUUUUUCAGAACUACUCAGAGUUCAUGAAGCGUUAUACACAACAACACAGGAUACAUUUAGAUCUCUUAACAAAUUUUGAGAGAGAUUUAGAGAAACUGAGGUCGAUCAAGCUUCAUCCAGACUUGCAAUCUGAUUCACGUAAAUGUUUAGUCGAUUUUGUGAAGGAAGAUAACUUGAGGAAGGCCGUGGAUAAUUGUAGCCAUUCACAUAGGCAGUUUGUGAAGAAGGUUUUAGAGUUUAAGCAAAAUUUUGGUGAUGCAAAGCGCAAAGUGGAAGAAUUAUUUUCUUGUGAAGCUUCAUCAUCUAUUAGGAAUUUAGAUCUUGCCAUCAAGGAGCGUCAGCCAUCCAUCAACGAACAGAAGAGCAUAAUGCAAUCUUUGAGAGACGAUGCAAGCACGGUGAAGAAACUUGUGCAUGAUUGUCUGUCAUGCCAGUUGUCCUCCUCAACUCGUCUCCAUACUGAAGUUUCAGCCCUGAGUCUUAUGUAUGAUGUCCAUGAAAAGAGUCAUUUGCCCAACAUGCUGGCUGUUGAUGAUUUAAUUUCCAAGCUGCUUGGUUUUUGCAAGGAUAAGAAGAACGAGAUGAACAUCUUUGUGCAUGAUUUCCUACAAAAGAUCGCCUAUGUUACUUUCCUCAUGAAAGAUGUGAAGUUAAGGUUUCCUGUUUUUAGAGAGGCAAUGUUGCGUCAGGAUGAUAUUUUUAGGGACCUAAAACUAUUCCAUGGGAUUGGUUCUGCAUACAGAGGCUGCCUUGCUGAAGUAGUGAGAAGAAAGGCUUCUAUGAAACUUUACAUGGGCAAGGCUGGACAACUGGCUGAGCAGCUUGCUACAAGGAGGGAGGUUGAGGUUAGGAGACGGGAGGAGUUUCUGAAAGCAUACAGUUCAUAUAUACCAAGAGAUAUAUUAGCAUCAAUGGGGUUAUAUGAUACUCCUAGUCAGUGUGAUGUCAAUAUAUCUCCAUUUGACACUAAUUUGCUUGACAUUGACAUCUCAGACUUGGACCGUUAUGCUCCUGAUUAUUUGGUUGGACUUCCUUCAAAAAGUGACAAGACUGCAAGCUUGAAAGGCUCAUUGUCUAUGUCUAAUGACAGUUCUCGCUCAGCUGAGAUGGAAGAAAUUGGUGAGGAAGCACUUGAGAAAGAUUGCUCUGAGGAGCCCCUCGAGGGCUGUGAGUUGUUAGAGAUUGCUGGAACUAGCAAGAUGGAAGUUGAGAAUGCAAAACUGAAAGCUGAACUAGCUUCUGCAAUAGCCCUGAUAUGUUCCCUUUGCCCAGAAAUUGAAUACGAGUCAAUGGAUGAUAGCACAGUGGAUAGUCUAUUGAAGAAUGCAGAUAAGACAAAUGAAGCCUUGCGGCUGAAAGAUGAGUAUGGAAAACAUCUCCAAUCUUUGCUUAAGGCAAAGCAAAUACAGUGUAUGUCAUAUGAGAAGCGCAUUCAAGAACUAGAGCAGAGAUUGGCUGACCAGUAUUUGCAGGGGCAGAAACUUUCAAAUAGUAAAGAUGCAUCAGACUAUGCUCUUUUGGCUGCAAAGACUGAAGACUUCAAACCAGAAAUUUCCAGUGGUGAAGCACCCAUGCCUUAUGCAAUGACCUCAGAGCCCAUGGAUGAGGUUUCUUGCAUUUCUAAUUCUUUGAAUUCAAAGCUGGGGCUUUUCACCAGGCAACCAAGCAAAGGUAGAGAAGGGUUUGAUGAAAAUAUGAUGGACUCGUCUGGGAUGUUCAAUACUCAGUUGGAUUCAUCAAUGGUGGAGCCAAAUCGUGAAGAGCUGCAAGUUUGUGAUAAAGAUGGAAAGGGUAAGAUGGUGGGACAACUGGGCAUGUCACUGACAAACAGUUCCACAGCUGAGAGUAUGCCAGAGCCUCUCGAUAUCUCUCCUUCAGAUGCAGCUGCUGAGCCUAAAGUCAGUGGUGACCAUGGAAUUAUCUUAGAAUUGCAAAAUUCACUUGCAGAAAAUUCAAAACAAUUGAGUAAAACUGAAGCGAAGCUCAAGGCUGCUGUCGAGGAGGCUGCCAUGCUUACAAGGGAGUUAGAAAUGAAUCAGAAGCUCCUUGAUGAAUCUCAGAUGAAUUGUGCUCGCUUGGAGAAUUGCUUGCAUGAAGCAAGAGAGGAAGCACAAACCAAUCUUUGUGCAGCUGAUCGGAGGGCCUCAGAAUAUAAUAAACUGCACACAUCGGCUGUGAAACUCCAUGGCCUUUUUGAAAGACUUAGGUGCUGUGUAUGUGCUCAUGGUGGAGUUGCUGGUUUAGCUGAUUCUUUGCAUGCUUUAGCUCAAUCUAUGGUCAAUUCCAGCAAUGACAAUGAUGAUGAGGGUGCUGCUGAAUUCCAGAACUGCGUGCGUGCCCUUGCAGAUGAAGUUGGUUUCUUGUCCACACACCGGGCAGAGCUGCUUGACAAGUACCCAAAGCUUGAAGCUGCAAACGAACAGCUUGGAAAAGAAUUGGAAGAGAAGAAAGAGCUGGUUGCCUCUUUAUACAAAAAGCAUCAACGUGAGAAGCAGGCAAACAAGGAAAGGAUAUCCUUUAGCCGUUUGGAAGUCCAGGAGAUUGCUGCAUUUGUUCAGAACUCAGCUGGACAUUAUGAGGCUAUCAACCGGAACACCUCUAACUACUACCUGUCUGCUGAAUCUGUGGCCCUGUUCACAGACCAUCUCCCAAGCCGCCCCUACUACAUUGUUGGGCAGAUUGUGCAUAUAGAACGCCAAGCUGUAAAGCCAUUGCUUCCUACCCCAACGAGUCCUGAGCAUGGUAAGUUAGAUGAAGUGGAUCUUCUGACCACUGACCAAGGGACUGACCGUUUGAACUUCAAUUUGGGACCGACUUCCAACCCAUACAAUCUUCCUAUGGGGUUUAAAUACUUUGUAGUGACAGUAGCCAUGUUACCGGAUUCAACCAUUCAUUCAGCGCCUCCUUCCUGAUCCCCUGCUCCAGGCAGCAAGAAGUGAUGGAAGAAAGAAAGUGUACAUAGAAAAUAAUUAAAAAAAAAAAAAGAAAAGAAAAGAAAA
Molecule: messenger RNA, 4430 nt
Organism: Populus euphratica (Euphrates poplar)
Lineage: Eukaryota; Viridiplantae; Streptophyta; Magnoliopsida; Malpighiales; Salicaceae
Exons: 6
Coding region: 870-4343 (1157 amino acids)
Biological process (GO): ribophagy; piecemeal microautophagy of the nucleus; positive regulation of protein phosphorylation
Cellular component (GO): Atg1/ULK1 kinase complex; phagophore assembly site membrane
Molecular function (GO): molecular adaptor activity; protein kinase binding
Source: RefSeq, a predicted model, not a curated record